CCCGACCGCCCCCAGAGGCGGGACCGCGGCUGCUGAGUCGAGGCGGGAUGAGGAGAGGAGAAUGGGCCCCUGGCGCUACGGCACCGCCUGGACUGCCAGCAGUGCAAGACGCCGCGCUCCCCCCAUGACCUAAGGAAACGCGUGCAAUUCAGGUAGGAACAGAGUCUAAUUUUAAUCUGCAAACCUAUCUGGACGGAAAACCCCAAGGCUCAGAGAUGUGAACUGUGAUGAUUUGCUGGAUUAAGAUUUUCCCAAAGACAUUUUGAAAAGUGGAUGUCAAGACUCUCGACCGCCAUGAUCCAGGCAGAGAAAAAAAGGACUGGCAAGGUGCUGUGGAGGCCACAUAGCAGAUCAGUGAAUUUUCUCCAAGUGGGUGUGCAGCUUCUGCCUCCGGCACCGUUUACUGGAGCACAUCCAACUGGGAAAGAAACUGGCUGCCUGCACAGGACCAGAAUUCCUCCCAGUGAUUUCCUGGACCCUCUUGAAGUCUGUGAGCAGUCCUACAGUUUCACAUCAAGCUGUGUAGUGCUGCACUGCUGAGACCAUGCUAUAUAUCACAUGAAAAAUCAAAACUGAUCAAGGCAUGAGCAAUUCAGUGCUGAGCUAUGACAUCAGGAGUUAAAAUCUAGAGGCAGCUUUUCUAGAGCAAGAAGAUAGGCCAGACAACAGGAGCCCUUUUGCAGUAUCUACUUCGUUUAAUAUCUGCUCCUUGUCCCAGCUGGAUAGCCUCAGGUCUUCGGCUGCAGUCUGCUGCUGGUCUCCAGUGAGAGACGAACCUGAGUGGCUCUAGAAGGAACACUAGUACCAUGGAACAGCAGGUAACCAAAGCAUUGUAGCGUGCAGGAGAGUGCAGUGAGUGCUUUCAGCUCCACAGACUUGUGCCGUUCUUGGCCACUGCCAGCAUGGCAGUGCUCAAAACAAGUGUGCAAGUACUGAAAUUAAAUCACUCAAACAAUUCUGAGAAAUGUGAUUGUUUUUCCUGAGUUUAAGAUUUGCUCUAUCUACAUUAUUCUGUGGCUAAGGGCACCAAACUGUUUCUGCUCUUGUAUAGCUUUUAGGUGCAAACCCCAUUUGGAUAAGUACAAAAAGGCUAGUCUUAACAGACUAGCUUUUCUAAAUCAAAGGAAAUGGAAGACAAAUUUAAGGAGUACUGCGCUGUUUUGUGUCACUGUGAAACAUCAGGUAUUCUCCAAACAGGUACCAACAAUGUUCUCCAGACUUCUUGAAAAAAAGGAAAAAUGGGAAAAUCUGAAUAAAAAUGGGAAAAUAAGGACUUGUACUAUUAGGCUGUUAGUCUGGCUGGUCUGAGGGGGGCUGUCUAGCAAAGGGGCUAGUUGCCGUGUUACUCAUCAACUUUGCUUGCAGCCUGAACAAUCCUUAUAGCUGCCAAAAAAUCAGGACAAUUUCCUCCAUCUGUUUAGGUGAAGGCUGUUCAGGCAAGUUAUGACACUUAAAUUUGUGAGAGAUAUUUCUGAGACUGUUUCUGGGAGAUGAUAUACCAUAAUAGCAGGUGAAACUGCAGACUCCCCCAGAAAAGAAUAUUUGAUGUCUAACACAGACAGAUGCUGAUGUAAAUGUUUAUGAAGAGUUUAAGUAUGUGACAUUGCCUGUAUGGCAAUGCAGAAAUUAUACUGCUAGUGAAAGAUAUGUUAUGAAAUAAAAAUCAGUGGAUGAGGAAUGGAUGAGAAUGGUGCCAAAGCAGGACCACUGCCAUGACAAAUGUAGUGCCAAGCAAGUGCAGCAAGAAGAAAAUCUAUUAAUUGCAUAUAUUCACUGUUAGAGGCAUAUCUCGAAUCUGUCAUUUUAAGAUGCUAUUAAAAUUAAUGCUGUCCUGAGAGGUAACUCUUGGAACUAUGUAUAAAAGUACCCAAUUAAUUAAAAAAAAUAAUCCAAUGAGAUACUAGAUUUUGAGAGAGAAGCAGUGAGCAGCUAAGCAUACAACCAGGCACUCAUAAAAUGGACUCUUCUUGGAGAAGAACGCUUUGUCUCUCAUUUCUGAGAGCUGCCUUGCAGCUGGAACUGAACUGGAGCAGGAGCUACAGGAAUUGAAGAUCACAUUUGCAAAUCUUCUGCAAUUUUGAAAGGAGGUAUACACUGCAUGGUAUGGACACACCAUCUCACCAUCCAGUGCUGUCAAAUGCUUAGAAUACAUGCAGCAGAGAUAUGGAUAAAAAAGGAAGAGGAUGUGCACCUGGAAACCUGGAGGUAGAUCCCUGCAUGUCAGACCCUGCCUCAAGCAGCCACGGUUCCAGCCCCCUCUCUGAUGGCAGCUGCAAGGAUAAGAAUGAGAAGAAAAAACUUCACAGAUGGAGUCAUAACAAAUACUGGCUUGUCUCCACAUGGAAGUGUCCCUUACAUUGCAACUCUGUGCUGAGAGACGGCUGUGUGCAUCUUGUGUUACAGUGCUUUGUAUUCACUGGCUCUCACAAGCAUACCUGACAAAUGACUGAUCCCUGUUGGUGUUCAUCUGAUAUUUUUUUCCGCACUGUCUGCUAAACCAUCAUUUAUCAUGAGGUCAUUUGUUAAAUCCUGGAUUCCUCAGUGCUUGCAGAUACUCAGGUCGCCUUGCAGAUUAUUCCAUGGAUGUAACAGGCUUCUUACAUCUCAGAUUAUUCAUACUAUGACCUCUGUAAACCGGUGUGAAAAGGAACUGCCAGAAUAUUUCAACUUUGCAAGUGAUGUCUUGGAUAAGUGGUUGCAACUUGAAAAGGAUGGAAGACGACCAGCAAAUCCAGCUUUUUGGUGGGUAAAUGAUGAAGGAGAAGAGGUGAAGUGGAGCUUUGAAGUUGGAUUCCUGUCCAGGAAAACAGCUAAUAUACUUUCUGAGACAUGUGGCUUGCAGAGAGGAGACAGAGUUAUAGCAGUUCUGCCUCGUGUUCCUGAAUGGUGGCUACUGAAUGUGGCCUGUAUGCGAACAGGAAUUGUCUUUAUUCCAGGAACAUCCCAAUUAACAGCCAAAGAUAUUUUAUACCCUCAGGCUUCAAAGGCCAAGUGCAUCGUUACCAAUGAUACACUGGCACCUGCAGUAGAAUCUGUCAUGUCUGAAUGCCAUUUUCUGAAAACCAAAUUAAUUGUAGCCAAGGGCCGAGAUGGGUGGCUGAACCUCAAGAACUCUUUGCGUGAGGUGACAUCUGCUGACCACAAAUGCGUCAAGACAAGAAGUCGAGACCCAAUGCUGAUUUUUACUAGUGGAAGUACAGGUUCUCCAAAGAUGGUGGUACAGUCUCACGGCAGUUACGGCAUCGGAUUUGCAACCAGUGGCAGGUACUGGAUGAACUUGACUCCCUCAGAUAUAAUGUGGAAUACCUCUGAUACUGGCUGGGUAAAGGCAGCUUGGAGCAGUGUUUUUGCACCAUGGAUCAAUGGAUCAUGUGUUUUUGUACACAGUUUGCCAGAGUUUAAACCAGCAGUUAUUGCAGAGACUCUCUCAAGAUACCCCAUCACCACCUUUUGCACUGCCCCCACUGCCUACCGCAUGCUUGUCCAACACUGUCUGAGCAGCUACAAGUUCAUGAGUCUGAAACAUUGUUUAUCUGGAGGGGAAGCACUCAAUCCUGAAGUGAUGGAGCAGUGGAAAAUCCAAACAGGGCUGGAUAUCUAUGAAGGCUAUGGCCAGACUGAAACAGUAACAAUAUGUGCCAAUAUGAAAGGAAUGAAAAUUAAACCUGGCUCUUUGGGAAAAGCUGUUCCCCCUUACGAUGUGCAGAUCAUAGAUGACCAUGGAACUGUUGUGCCUGUAGGAAAAGAAGGCAACAUCGCUAUUCGAGUUCAACCUGAACGACCAUUCUGUAUGUUCUCUGAGUACAUGGAUAAUCCAGAGAAAACUGCUGCAUGCAUGUCUGGAAACUUUUAUGUCACUGGGGACAGAGGGAUUAUGGAUGAGGAAGGAUAUGUCUGGUUUGUUGGAAGAUCUGAUGAUAUCAUUAAUUCUUCUGGGUAUCGUAUUGGUCCCUUUGAAGUUGAAAGUGCCUUAAUACAGCACACUGCAGUCAUGGAGUCAGCUGUUGUCAGCAGUCCUGAUCCCAUUCGAGGGGAGGUAGUCAAAGCCUUCAUUGUUUUGGCUCCUGCUUUUGUAUCACAUGAUCCAGAAAAACUAACUCAAGAUCUUCAGCAACAUGUCAAAAAGGUGACUGCUCCUUACAAGUAUCCAAGAAAGGUGGAAUUUGUUCAGGCUCUGCCAAAGACAGCUACUGGGAAAAUCCAGAGAAAGGUUCUAAGGAACAAAGAGUGGGGAAAAGCAUAAGAUUAAUGGAAAUGGAGGAG
Molecule: messenger RNA, 4263 nt
Organism: Cygnus olor (mute swan)
Lineage: Eukaryota; Metazoa; Chordata; Aves; Anseriformes; Anatidae
Product: acyl-coenzyme A synthetase ACSM4, mitochondrial-like
Biological process (GO): acyl-CoA metabolic process; fatty acid biosynthetic process
Cellular component (GO): mitochondrial matrix
Molecular function (GO): fatty-acyl-CoA synthase activity; fatty acid ligase activity
Source: RefSeq, a predicted model, not a curated record